Messenger RNA from Adineta steineri, 447 nucleotides. NCBI's taxonomy places the organism in Eukaryota, Metazoa, Rotifera, Eurotatoria, Adinetida, Adinetidae. The record is from the annotation of a GenBank genome assembly.
AUGAGUAUCGCGCAAUAUGCUCACACAGCAUCCAUAUUAUCAAAUGGAUCAGUGUUAGUUACUGGUGGACAGAACAGCAUUGGUUCUCACAAUAAUGUUUUAUUGUAUAAUCAAUCAGCAGGCAUUUGGACAACUACAGGAAGCAUGAAUGUCGCACGACAAUAUCACACAGCAUCCAAAUUAGCAAAUGGAUUAAUAUUAGUUGCUGGUGGAGAGAACGAUGUUACUUAUCUCAAUAGUGCUGAAUUGUACAAUUCAUCAACAGGCACUUGGAUACUCACAGGAAGCAUGAGUGUCAAACGGAGAUUUCACACAGCAUCCACAUUAGUAAAUGGAUUUGUAUUAGUUGCUGGUGGAUUUGACGGUGCUUCUGUUCUAAGUAGUGCUGAAUUGUAUAAUCCAUCAACAGGCACUUGGCCAACCACAGCAAACAUGAAUGUCGCACGA